CCUCUCUACUUCCCAAGGACUGCUCACCACUCACUUGCCUUAGAAAUGGCUCAUUUACUGAGGGGCAAGCAAGCUGGUAUUCAGAAAGACCUGUCCGAGGGCUUGUCCCCGGACGACUUUGGGCUUGACGACUUUGCACGAUGCGGAGUGAACUCACAGAUUAGUGCGAUUGCAUACGAUCCCGUCCAAUCCCUUCUUGCCGUCGGCACCUGUGAUACCUCGUUCGGAAGUGGGCAGAUCUAUGUCUUUGGGCAACGGCGCGUGUUGGUCGUCUUUGACUUCCCGCGCAAGGCGUCAGCAAAGCACCUCCAAUUCUGCGCCGACAAGCUCAUCAGUGUGGACUCGAAGAAUGAAAUUUGUAUAUUCUCGCUAGAGACUAAGAAUCUGGUGACGUCCUAUGCGCCGCCAGGCCAACCCACUGCGCUCGCUACUGAUCCGAGCCUGGAAUACGCCUUCAUUGGGUUGUCGAAUGGUGAAACUAUUGCAUACGAUCUCGACCGACAGACCUUGACGCCAUUCAAGAUCCCGAACCUGUGGCUGGAACGCAAGCCCCGAUCACGGCUGAACCCAGUCAUUUCAUUAGCAUUCUCCACACGAGACAUUGGCAAGAUCCUCAUCGGAUACCCGGAGGGUGCCGUCACAUUUUCUUUUAAGCAGAACAUUGCGCAAAAGUUCUUUACCUAUGAGGUUCCGGUUGGGGCCCCGGGCGGAGAUACCGAGUUGUCGGCUGCUGGUGUGCGCCGACCUAGACUGACCAACGCGAUCUGGCAUCCGAACGGUAUCUUUGUGUUGACAGUCCAUGAGGAUACCAGUCUUGUUCUCUGGGAUUCAAAGGACGGCCGCAAGCUUCAUGCCAGGACUGUGCAGGCUGCCAAUGUUGAUCAGCCAGGAUCCUCCGGCAGGCCUGGCUCGGCGGGUGGACCUACCGGGCCCAAGGAGCCCAUCACGAAGGUUGUGUGGUGCGCCAAAGACAAUCCUGAUGAUACCGGUCUUCUGGUCGCGGGUGGAAAGCCAGUAGGCGAUCCGAAUAAAGGCCUCACUUUCUUGGAUAUGGGUCCUACUCCCAACUAUGCCACAUCUUCCUGGCAGGUGCUGUCGGCAUACUUUGAAAGGACUCGCCGCAGUAUCAACCUUUCUAUCCCACCAGCUGCCCAUGCUAUCAACUUCUGCCUCAUUCCUCGCACCACUCCAUAUUUCGCCGGUGCCCAUGACCCAAUUGCAAUCAUCGUUGUGCUCUCUUCGGGCGAGUUGGUCACGAUGAGCUUCCCGAGUGGCCACGCCAUUACACCCACCAAUAUGAUCCAUCCAUACUUGUCAUUUGUCCAUCCUUUCGUGAACAGGGUUACACUCACUCCAGUUGAUCGAAGUGCCUGGUUAGGGUUGAAAGAACGCCGGGCACAGGGACCCAAAUUUGUCCUUGGGGGUGCUGAAGCGAAGAAUCCGCUGAAGCGCUUCGAGAACCGGAACAUUAUCUCUACAGCACAUGCCGAUGGAACCAUCCGGCUCUGGGAUGCUGGCCACGAUGAUGAAAUUGAGAAUGGUGAGGUUGUUCAGGUAGAUCUGGCGCGGGCCGUCGGCCGGGUUGGUAAUGUGGAGGUCACUGAAAUGUCACUUGCGAGCACGACUGGCGAGCUAUCAGUUGGCCUCCGCAGCGGUGAGGUGGUUGUCUUCAGAUGGGGUAACAAUGCCUCAUACGGCAACGAACAACCUCCCGGUACCAACCAGGGUCCUGGGACUCUGACUCCGAUCACCACCCGGGCGGAUCCUGGCUUAAAGACGGGUAUGCUCCCAUUGACUCUUUUGAACAUGCAACAAGGGCCGGUAACGGCUUUGAAGCACAGCCAAGUUGGAUUUGUCGCCGCUGGGUUCGAGGGUGGUAGCUUGGUUAUUAUUGACUUGCGUGGCCCUGCAAUCAUCCACACUGCUCAUCUGGCCGAGUUUAUCAAGGCUCCGAAGCGAGGCAGCUUCCGUAAGACGCGUGGUGCAGAGGAAGUCCCUGCAGAGUGGCCAACCAGCAUCGAAUUUGGCGUGAUGACUCUGGAAGGAGAAGACUAUUCAAGCAUUUGCUGCUUUGUUGGUACAAACCGAGGCAACGUAGCUACUUUCAAGAUCCUUCCGGCAGCCAAUGGCACGUAUUCAGCUGCGUUCGCCGGAUUUUCGGCCGUCGAAGACAAGGUCAUCAAUCUUAUUCCCAUUGAUGCGGACUCCGGUGGCCAGGCUCUUGCUACACCCGGCGCUGUCGGCGGCUUGAGAACUGGCGCGAAGAUUAACGGCGUCGUUAUCGCAGUCACCCCAUCAAGCUGCCGAAUCUUCAAGCCUCCAACCUCCAAAGGGGCCCACAAAACCUGGGACGACUAUCUCUGCGAUUCAGCCGCGGUUGUCAAGGUCGAAGGCCGCGGCUACAGCUUAGUCGGUCUGUUCGGGGAUGGAAAUGCACGAGCGUUCUCUAUCCCCGCUCUCAGGGAUAUUGGUAGUGCCAGAAUCAACCACAUUGCCGAUAUGCGACGGCUCUCGGAGGCAUAUAUCACACCCAGUGGUAAUGUCAUGACAUGGGUUGGUCCUUCGGAGGUCGGAUUGUUCAACUUGUGGGGAUCUGGACAUAAAUUGAGCCCCUCGCAAGAUCGUCUUUACGAUCCCGAGAAAGUUAUUCCCACGCGUCCUACCAUCACUAACAUCCAGUGGAUAUCCGGUACUCAAUAUGUCUCACCAGCAGACAUGGAUUUGCUCAUUGGCGGUCCCGAUCGCCCACCCUCCAAAAGAAUGAUCGAGCAAAUGAGGCUCGACGAGCAAGAGCGCCGUCAAGCCCUUCGAGAAGGUCGCGCACCGCCGUCAGAACCCCAAGGUAGUCAAGAGGGCUACCUAGCAUAUAUGUCACGCCAAGUCCAAGAACGAACCGAGCGUCUCGGAAUCGUCGGCGACUCGAUGGACCGGCUCGAGGAGAAUAGCAGUAACUUCGCGACCGAUGUGGGCAAGUACAUUCAAAAUCAGAAGCGGAAGGCAGUCUUCGGCGCCCUUGGGUCUAAGUUUGGGUUCUAGGUUCUCGCUUAAGUCGUCGAGAGACUAUUGAUUUGCACAGUGGGGUGGUAUAGAAAGUCCUGAUCACACAAUAAAGGUGUUUCCCGGGCUUCUGGGUUGUUUGUUUACAGAUUGCCUCUGUGGUCUGCAGUCUUGUUGUAGAAUAUCCACACUUGAUUUCAAAAUAUGUUUGUCUAUUUUGACAACUCCACCGGUCAAUCCAUACUCGCCACUUCUGAGGAUGGACAGAAUGCGGAGAUAUCUUUUGAAGCCAAAUGUACGGAGCUACAGUCAAUAGGAGGUAGACAUGAAUAGCAAGGCAAGCAUUCCACUUCAUCGUGGACCUGCUCCUAGGCGCGAGAUCUAGGCUACUGGGAAUAGCUCCAUCCCUCCUACAUACCCAACAAAAUGGAUUCUCC
Penicillium subrubescens is the source of this 3434-nucleotide messenger RNA. RefSeq lists its product as uncharacterized. The record is from RefSeq and is a predicted model, not a curated record. The transcript has 7 exons. Gene Ontology annotation, biological process: regulation of exocytosis; establishment of cell polarity; regulation of protein secretion. Gene Ontology annotation, molecular function: GTPase activator activity; syntaxin binding; myosin II binding. NCBI's taxonomy places the organism in Eukaryota, Fungi, Ascomycota, Eurotiomycetes, Eurotiales, Aspergillaceae. Gene Ontology annotation, cellular component: cytoplasm; plasma membrane. The coding region runs from base 46 to 3036 and encodes 996 amino acids.